Penaeus monodon (black tiger shrimp) is the source of this 899-nucleotide messenger RNA. RefSeq lists its product as uncharacterized. NCBI's taxonomy places the organism in Eukaryota, Metazoa, Arthropoda, Malacostraca, Decapoda, Penaeidae. Bases 193 to 540 code for a protein of 115 amino acids. The record is from RefSeq and is a predicted model, not a curated record. The transcript has 2 exons.
CAUCUUGGGGAAGUUAAGCUAAAGGACACAUAUAUACACUAAAGUACAGGAGAGGAAACACUUUGGUACCAAUAUUCAAGAAUAAGGGGUGCAUUCAAGAAUGUAAGAAUUAUAUGGGCCUGAAAUCUCCUACUAUGAAAAUGUGCAAACGUGUCAUAGACAAGAGAUUGAGAGAAGUGGUCACCAUCUCAUAUGAAGUUUGGUUUCAUGGCUGGCAAAAGUAUCACAGAGGCAAUAUUCUCCUUGAGACAAUUGAUAGAGACACAGAGAGAAGAUGAGAUUAGAAGAGAAGCACCCUGGAAGAUGAUGUUCACGGAUGAUACGUUGAUCUGCGCAUCUAGAAAAUUGGACGAAAGCCCUCGGGUGAGCUGGGAAAAGACUGAAUAUCUUUGUGCAGAAGGAGGGACUGUGGAACCAAGAUAUAUGCUGGGAGAGGUGCUGCCACGAGCCCAGGAGUUCAAAUACAUGAGGCUCAACAGUACAGGAAGACGGUGGAGCAGAAAGAGUGACAAAAAGGAUGUCAAUGACUGGAGCAGUUAAAAAAACAUAACUAGGGUAUUCUGUGACAAGAAGCUUCCAGCAAAGGUGAAGGAAAAGUGUUAAAACCAGUUGUAAGGCCUCCUAUGCUCUAUGGUCUUGAGACAGUUACCCAAACGAAAGGAGUAGUACAAAAAGGCUAAACGUACCUGAGGUGAUAAUGCUGCGAUGGGCCAAAGGGGUUUCAUUAUUAGACAGGGUAAAAAUGAAGAAGUGAGAAGGGACAUGAAAGCAGAAGAAUAUGGUUAUAGAUUACGUGAAGGAAGAUUGUGUUGGUAUGGUCAUGUGUAGAGAAGGAAUGAGCAGUAUAUGGGCAAAAGAAUGAUGAAUCUGAGGGUAGCAACAAAUGCAAGGGUGGACCG